ACACAAAGAUUUUUGAUAUUAAUUUAAUUAUUAGAAUUUCUCUUUCUUCCCCGUCGAGACUUUUUGUUAUUCAAUUUGUUUUGCCAAAAAUCCAGUAGUCGCGUUGAGUCAUUGCAAAACCACCCCCAAAAACCUAAUUAUACACACACCUAUACAUACACACAGAUACAAUCAACUUCAACUCAGUUUUGAUCUGUUAUCUUUUUAAUUGCUGUUAAUUUCAAGAUUUAUAUACACAUAUAUAUAAUUUUACAGUAAUGGCAGGAACCGGAGGCUUCGCCGUGUCGCGGAGCCACGGAGGCGAUAGGUUUUACAAUCCACCGGCGAUGCGGCGGCACCAGCAGCUUUUAUUGCAGCAGCAACUUCAGCGGCCGGAAAAGUCGCCGGCGGCGGCGGCGGCGGUGGCGGCUGUGCCGGAGGCUGCGGAGGCGCAGAAGCGGAGUGAGUCGGAUGGUUCGGUAAGUGCAUUGUCGAAGAAGGCGUCUGAUUGCGGUUCUUCGGAGGCGAAGAAGGUGACAAAUGAGAGUAAUAUAGAUCGUUUGAUGGAGGCUGUGACUCCGAAUGUUGCAGCAAAGUAUUGUCCUGAGGUGAAUGGAAGGGGAUGGAGAAGUCGAGAAGCUGGUUUACGGCCAUUUUAUAACCUUGGUGAUUUGUGGGAAUCAUUGAAAGAAUGGAGUGUGUAUGGAGCAGGAGUGCCGAUGAUCAUCAAAGAAACUGACUCGGUAGUACAGUACUAUGUGCCUUAUUUGUCUGGUUUGCAGUUGUAUGCCGAUCCAUCAAAGCGUCCCGCUAAUAAUAGUGAAUAUGAAGCGGACAGGCGAAAACAUGUUGCAGAUGGUAGUCACCAAAAUGCUGUGAAUUUGAGCUCCCAAAAAAUGAAGAGUCUGUCGCUGAGAGACAAAUACCCUGUGAAUUCAUCCGGUGAAGAGGGUGGGAAUAGCAACUCCCCCGGGCUGCUUGUGUUUGAAUAUUUGGAAUACGAACAACCAUACUCUCGGAAACCUUUAACUGAUAAGAUUUUGAAUCUCGAAUCUCAAUUUCCGGAACUGAGUUCGUAUCGGAGUUGUGACCUGUUGCCUUCAAGUUGGAUUUCUAUAGCUUGGUACCCAAUUUAUAGAAUACCUAUGGGUUCAACACUAAAGGAUUUGGAUGCAUCUUUCUUAACGAUCCAUCCCCUUUCCACACAUUUCAAAAAUGGUGGUCAAUCACAGUCUCAUGGUUCCAGUUGUGUGGGAAAGGUCAUCAAUGCUAGCGCUGGAUCUUCAAAAAUUUCUCUACCAGUCAUUGGCCUUGCUUCUUACAAGUACAAAGGUUCAAUUCUGAGUCCCAGUGCCCCUCAAGAUUAUGAGCAUGAGAACUCACUUUUGGAAGCAGCAAACAGUUGGCUUCAGGGUUUGAAUGUUGCUCUCCCUGAUCUCCAAUUUUUUCGUUCUCAUUACUCACGGAGAUGAUAAUGCUUGGAAACUUUUUGGCAUUAUCUCCCUCCCUAAUGACAAAAGUUAAAGGUGUCAGUGUUUGGACUCCAGUAUUGGCAUGACCCUAUCAGCAACCAGCCAACUGGUUGAAUGUUGUGCUAUGUUGUUUAAGCCUUCUCUGUUCCUAUAUGUAAAAUUCUCACCAAAGCAUUGACUUACAAGAGAUUUAGGAAAAAUGCUUAUGCCUAAGAUAGGCUAUGCUUAAUGAGCCAGAAGGUAGGUAUGGCUGGCAGAUUUCACCAUUCCUUUUUCUGGGCUGUUAUGUUGCCCUGUUGUUUUGAAGCAGUGCCCUGAUGUAACCUGCAAGUAGGCAUCAGAUAUAGCCUCUGUUGUUUCAUUGUGGGCAGCUAAUACUGUUGCUGACUAUAGUAUACAGGUAAACUGCUGGCUUUACGGUCAGUCUCAAGAGAAUCUUGACCAUUAGUUCUGGUGAUAAUGACGGUAACUUGGAAUGAUCUGUAAUAUUAGUCUGCGUAUACAAACAUAUACAAAAUUACAGAAUAGGUUAUCUUUUUUUUUGAGGAAGGUUAUGCCCUCUGAAUGAGAAGUAUAAAGGAGUUGCAUAUA
This is a messenger RNA of Daucus carota subsp. sativus, 2042 nucleotides long. RefSeq lists its product as uncharacterized. Bases 258 to 1451 code for a protein of 397 amino acids. The record is from RefSeq and is a predicted model, not a curated record. Lineage: Eukaryota; Viridiplantae; Streptophyta; Magnoliopsida; Apiales; Apiaceae. The transcript has 6 exons.